GUCACAACACAGACGGCUUGCUCAACUAGUGGUUCUGCUAACCCGACAGGACCUGAACGCGGCAUCUGGCCAGGGGCGGGUAGGCGCUAACCGUGCAGUAUGGCGGACGAUGGAGAUAGUUCGAAGGGACCAGUUGACACAAGCGGCGGGCAGGGGGCAGCGGAUGAGUCGGACGGGCUUGGCCUCGGCGCAAUGUUGCUGAACAUCAGUAUUUUAGUUGUGGUUGUGGCGGUCUGUCUGGUGGUGUACCGGCGGUGGGGCAGGAGGCUCGUCUCUGCCGCGGCCCAGGGCGACGAGGCCUCGGCGCUUCCCAAGAUGAGGAGACGGGACUUCUCUCUGGAGCAGUUGCGGGAGUACGACGGACUCCAGAACCCCCGCAUCCUGAUGGCUGUCAACAUGAAAGUUUUCGACGUGACCAGCGGCAAAAAGUUUUACGGGAAAGAUGGUCCUUACGGCAUUUUCGCUGGCCGGGACGGUUCGAGAGGCCUGGCCACCUUCUGCCUGGAGAAAGACGCCCUGCGGGACGAGUACGACGACUUGUCGGACCUGAACGCUGUACAGAUGGAGAGCGUGAGGGAGUGGGAGAUGCAGUUUAUGGAAAAAUAUGAUUACGUGGGGAGGUUGCUGAAGCCCGGGGACGAGCCGUCGGAGUACACGGACGAGGAGGACAUCAAGGACCACCUGAAGCACGACUGAGGCGCUUCCAUCACACCGACCAAAGCCAGGAGCCCCAAACAGCUGCGACAGACCUCCUCCUCCUCCUCCUCACGCCGCAUCGAUCUACCCGCCACGCCUCUUCUCCUGCCUCUCACUCCCCCCACCCUCCCUGAAUCUGUCCGGUGUGCCGCGGCUGUUCUGGAAAGGGCCAGGACUCAAGUCUCGACGCCCAGACCUCCCUCCCUCUUCAUCCUGCCAAGAGGAAGAGAUUGAAAAACCAUAAAUGAGGGCUUUAUUAUUAUUUUUUUUUUCUUUUCUUUUCUUUUUUUUAAUGACAGAAAACAUGUCUGUGGGGGAGAGGA
Molecule: messenger RNA, 1019 nt
Organism: Perca flavescens (yellow perch)
Lineage: Eukaryota; Metazoa; Chordata; Actinopteri; Perciformes; Percidae
Gene: pgrmc2
Product: progesterone receptor membrane component 2
Exons: 3
Coding region: 100-696 (198 amino acids)
Cellular component (GO): membrane; endoplasmic reticulum; endomembrane system
Source: RefSeq, a predicted model, not a curated record